Molecule: messenger RNA, 894 nt
Organism: Peronospora belbahrii
Lineage: Eukaryota; Oomycota; Peronosporomycetes; Peronosporales; Peronosporaceae
Source: the annotation of a GenBank genome assembly
AUGAAUUUAUCGGAAAGUAGUUUUAGCUCACACUCUCGCUUCCCACAGGAGACGUCGCGCAAGACCAUUUCGACUAGCAAAAAAUUCUGUGUGUUUAUCGCCACGGUGACAGCAGCCGCACUAUUUCUUUUUUUCAUUUUCUUUUCAAUUCAUAAAGAGUACUCACUUCAUUCCGUCUACCUUCUUCAAAGCUUUUUGGUCCUUGGCUUACUUGAGAAAAGCUGGUGGUACUAUCGUAUUCGGCACCGAUUCCUGGUUCCGAUGGAGGCGUCCGCAGCAGUAAUAUUUGGUAAUCGAUAUCCAGAGAUACCCCGGUGUAAUCUUUUAGGAUACGAUCGCGAACUACAAGAAAAAAUGGAGCCUAAGGCGUUUGCGGUGAAAAGCGUAACCGAUAAGUGGAUGAAGGAUGUACGAGGCGCCGCAGUAACAGUGGCAUUGAUAGCGGCGUCAACCGUUGCCGCUAUAAGCACCGUCAUAGCAAUGUAUACGGAAGAUAAAGUGACUAUGUGUGCUGCAGUGGGUGCCUUUGCUGGUAUACUAGGUGCUUGUUUAGCUCCUACGCUUAGCGAUGGCGUUGCCAUUCUUAUUCACGAGGGCGCGCUGACUGUGACUGGUAUGAAUAUUAUGAUCGUUCAUUACACGGGGUCAAAGUCACAAAUGGAGAUUCUGGACUAUCUGUAUGUGGCACUGGCCAGUUGGGCCCUUAUUGCGAUUUCGCGUAUUAUUCUUUCGAAGAAGUUGUUGGAGUGCUUUUUAAUGGUUGCUCUGGAUACCGUCGCGCUGCUUCACGUGACGGUCAUUUUGAUGGAAGUGCUGGACUUUAUUGAGCACCCACUUGCAAACAAUUUGCCUCGCGAGCUAGCUGCUUUUUUUUAUUUCUAUCGCGUCGGCUGA